UCAGCUGGGUGGAGAGGGAGGGGAGGAUGAAAGUCAGCCUCCCAGCCAUUGCAGCAGAGCGAGCCAGGGCGGAGGGCGGGCAGCGAGCUGUGUGUGUGUGGAUGCGCGCUGCCUGGCAGGGGAGGCUGCCCCGCUUGCCGUGCAGCCCAGGGAGGAGGCUCGCCCCCGGCCCCCACCCAGCAGCCCCCUGCCCUGGAAACGCUGCCCGGAGCCCGGCCCCAGCGAACGCGGCUCCGCGGGCGCCAGAGGGACGCGCAGGGCGCCUGCGGGCCGGAGCAGCGCCGGGCUGGCGGCAGGAUCGAGCAUGGAAUUGUUCAGGAGAACUAAUGUACCCCUGGGCUCCUGAAGGAUAGGCUUUCCAGGUUGGAACAUUCUGAAGACCAUCAAGGAACGUGACGUGGAAAAAGUUGAGAAUCCCUACCUUAAAGAUAUUGCAAGUGAAUCAUUUAAGGCUAGAGUCUACCAGUUGGGCAAGCCUGCCUCCUCCAGCCUCCCUGCUGACAAAUGGUGGUGGAUUAUAGAUGAGGACAUGCUGACCCAUUCGACCUUGCUGAGACUGCGGGGAGGGGCCUCCUGCUACUUGAGGGAAGCUUUGGGUCAUUUAAAGGACAAGGUCAUGAGCCAGGAAUUUGACAUGCAUGAUGGAGGUGAAAAAGGAUGAAAAACAAGCUGCUGUCCUGGACAAAGGUGAAGAAGAUGAAUGUUUAGUAGAACUUUAUUACAUUGGAACCAUGUUCUAAGUAAUUCUUCUAGACAUCUUUCAUAAAUAUUUUAUAUAUCUACAGAGACUGAUAUGACUGAAAAUUUUGGCUCGUAAGCAAUAUAUGCUGGAAGAAGCCUGCAUGGAACAUAACAUUUGUUUUAGUUCAGAUUAUGUGAAAAAAUUAUAGACUUCUACCUAUUAUUAUUUAUUAACCUUGCAUCUCAAUUCAGCCACACCAAACUAGUCUUUAAAGUGAAUAGAAGCAGAGCCUUUGUGGAUAUUUUUAUUGAACAUGACUCAUGGAGAAGAGCCUGGCUCUGAGAUGCACCAGGAUUCUGUUGUUCUAACUUACCUAGAGGGAUUACUAAUGCAUCAGGCAGCGGGAGGCUCAGGUACUGCAGUUGACAAAAAGCCUACUGGGCAUAGUGGAGAGGAUCAAAACUUUAAGAUUUCUGGAAAUAUAUUUCCCAACUGUCAAAGUAAUGGUCCAGUUCUUAACACACAUACAUAUCAGGGAUCUGGCAUGUUGCAUCUCAAAAAAGCAAGACUAUUACAGUCUUCUGAAGACUGGAAUGCAGCAAAGAGAAGGCGGUUGUCUGAUUCCAUUGUGGAUUUGAAUGGAAAAAAAGAAGCUUUGUUAGCUGGCAUGGUUGAAAAUGUGCCUAAAGGCAAACAGGAUAGCACACUACUUGCCUCUUUGCUUCAGUCAUUCAGCUCUAGGCUGCAGAGUGUUGCUCUGUCACAACAGAUUAGGCAGAGCCUCAAGGAGCAAGGGUAUUCCCUCAGCCAUGAUUCUUUACAAGUGGAGAAAGAUGUAAGGUGCUAUGGUGUUGCAACUAGUCGCUUGAAGACUCUGCUGAAGAAAAGAAAAGCAAAAGAUCAAAAGCUGGACACCACUCUGCCUGAUGUAACAACGAACCUGCCUAAAGAGAGAUUUAUAGAAUCUCCACAUACAGGGCAGAAUGGACCCAAGGUGAUGAAUGAGCCUCUGUCAUGUGCUGCAAGAUUACAAGCAGUUGCAAGCAUGGUAGAGAAAAGAUCUAGUCCUACUGCUUCUCCUAAACCCAGCGUAGCUUGUAGUCAGCUAGCUUUACUUCUUUCAAGUGAAGCUCAUUUGCAGCAGUAUUCCAGGGAACAUGCUUUAAAAGCACAAAAUGCAAAUCAGGUAGCAAGCGAGAGACUUGCUGCUAUGGCCAGAUUACAAGAAAGUGCCCAGAAAGACCUUGGCCAUUUCAGUGUGUCAAAAGGAAUGCCAAGCCAUUUUAAUGGUCAAAUGAGAUCAUCAGCAAAAACAAUAACUAGCAAGAGCAAUAUGGCACCAUUUCAGAGCCCCAUUGGAAUCGUUCAUUCUCCUCCCAAAAAUGUAGGAUACAAAAAUACAUUGGAAAGAAACCAUUUAAAACCAUCUCCCAGCAACAGUUUGCUGUUACAUCUUCUUAAAAGUCAGAAUGCAACUAAACAAACAAAAGGGCAUGAGCAGAAUGAGAGGUCGGGUAUUUUUGAGGACAGUAGCACACCAACUACUGUGGAUGAGUAUUCAGACAACAAUCCUAGUUUUACAGAAGAUGACAGCAGUGAUGAUGAAAGUUCCCAUUCUAACUGUCUUCCUAUAGAUUUAUCUUUCAAACAGAGGACAGACAAACAAGAUUCUGGACAGCCUGCUUCUCUAGAUAAUCUGAGUCUGCCAUUGUUUCAUAAUUGGGAUCCAAAAAUUCCAUGUCUAGAUAACAGUAUGGAGAAUAAAGAAGAUAAAGACACUCCUAAAGGUUCUAAACUGAAUCCACAUCAGAAAGUAACACUGCUUCAGUUAUUACUUGGGCAUAAGAGUGAAGAUAAAGAGAAAAAUACAGACUCUCAGGGACCACACAGUACAGCUGAUGUGGCAACAUUUACUGUACAAACUGGUAAGAGGACUCCUGUGACAGAAAGUUCCAGUGCAAAUCGAAGAACUCCGUUAAGCACUCCACCUUUGCUUAUUUCUACAAAAGCAGACUCUCCUAUAAAUCUCUCCCACCAAUCUUCUCUAGCAGUCAAACAUAAUUCACCACCAUAUGCUUGCAGUGUCCAGCCAGAGAGGUUAAUGAAUCCAGCAUCUAAACAUUUGAUAGAUCUUACAAAAAAUAAAGAACUUCAAGGAACUAAAAUGAACAGAAAUGAAAGUGCACAAAAUUCUGCAGCUUUCAGUGCCAGCAAGCUGUUGCAGAACUUAGCUCAAUGUGGAAUGCAGACUUCCAUGUCAGGUGAAGAGCAAAGAACGAGCAAACAGCUGCUAACAGUAAAUACAGAUAAACCUAUAGGGUUGAUUGAUAGAUUGAAUAGUCCUUUACUCACAAAUGUAUCAGGUAAAUUUGAAGAAAACAACAAAAUAUUCAAUUGUCAUCCUACACCCACUGAACAAGGACUUCCUAGUUCAGAAAUAGAAAAUCUCCUUGAAAGACGCACUGUCCUUCAGUUGCUUCUGGGAACCCCCAAUAAAGGUAAAAGUGAAAAGAAAGAGAAGAUGCUUUUAAAAGAUGAAAGCUCACAAGAACAGGUGGAUAAGGCUUUGAGUGAGCAAAUAUUGACUGUGAAAAUAAAAACUGAACCUUGUGAAGAAUCAGAUGUUCCUCAUAAUCCAAAUGCACAGCCAAUAAGAGAGAGUAAGGGUAACACAUUUCAAGGAAUAGCUCGUUCAGUGCAGAGAAACACAGGUGCCUCUCCGGCAUCUGAGGACUUGAAACCUGAGCCUCUUUCACAUGAAGAUUUUUCUUUUUCAAAAAAUGGCUUGUUAAGUCGAUUGCUGAGACAGAAUCAAGAUAGUUACCCCGUUGAUGAUCUGGACAGAAGUCACAGAAAUAGUGAACUGACACUUCUAGACUCAAAGAGCCUUUGCACCAUUCCUAAGAAGAGGAAAUUUCAUACUGAGCCUUCAGAAAGUCCAUUAAAAAAGGUAAAAAGUAAUGUGACUGAUGCUUCAAACAAUCACAUGUCUCCUGCAGAGACAUUGUAUCGGCCUUUGCUUAACCAGCAAGAGCUGAAAUUCAACAGAGGCGAUCUUGAAUUUAAAUAUACUGCAGGUCAUGGUUCGAAUAAUGAAAGUGAAAAUAGGAGUUGGUCUAGAGAUAGUAAAGGCUUUAAUGUGUUGAAACAACUGCUUCUCUCAGAAAACUCUGAGAGAGAGUUUUCACAGCAUAGGAAUAAUGCAGUAACAGAGGGCAAGAAGAAAGGAAACAAAAAUAAUGUAGCAAAUAAUAAACCCGAAUGUAGCGUUUCCUCAAUAAAUGCAUUAAUGGGAAAUCCUGUGCAACCAAACAGUUGUGUAGAUCACAGGACAUUUCAGUACCCAGUAGCAGUGAAGAGUCCUGCUAGUUCCCCCUUCUCUGAACAUUUGGGAUGUACAGUAUCUAGACCUGAAUCUGACCAAUUUAGUGUUUGCCCCAUACCCAGUGAAAAAGGCCCCAUCAGAUGGGUUAUCACAGGAAUGGACAAGGGUGAAUAUGAAAAAGACUCCCCAAGACUAACCAAAACCAAUCCAAUAUUGUAUUACAUGUUACAGAAAGGAGGCAAUUCUGUUAGUAGCCAAGAAGCACAUGAUAAGGACAUUUGGAGUGAACCUUCAUUUACGGAAAAUUCAACUCCCGUUACAAUAAAGGAGGAGUUAUUACCUGACACAGAACCUAAAAUUCCUUUUCAUAAUUUAAGAAGCCCUUACAAUAGCCAUAUGGGGAAUAAGAGCUCCCAUCAACACAAUGUGAAUGGAGAAGUGUAUGGACUCUUGGAAAAGGUGCUAACAAUCAAAAAAGAACCUGAGUGAAAUAUACAGCCAACAAAUGAGUUUACAGUCAGUGGAUUUGAAUCUGUGUUAAUAAAAUUUAAAAAAAAAAAAAAAUGAACUGGAAUACUGUAUAAAUUGAGCAUGAUUUGAGAAAAGCAUGGUCUUAUUGAAUCAUAUUUUCAUUUGAGAAACUUUGUAUUUCUGGUGAUAUUUAAAAACAUGUAGAUAUGUUUGCUUUACCGUAGAUAGUCACAAGGAAACUGUGAGAGUUAUAAGCUGUACAAGACACAAUUCUGUAUGCAUCAAAGUAAGGUAUGAAUAGUCUGUGACUGAAGUCUUAUUUGGAACAACAGGUAUUUAGGUAUAAAAUAAAGUAAGCAUACAGCCAAGGUGGUGGUAAUGCAUUCUGCUGCAUUUCAUUCUUUCCACAUAGUGUAUUCCCUUUUUUUGGCGGUUUAAGCAUAGAGACAGUGUAACCUUUGAUAUGUGUUUAAUACGUUUUGUGAAACUUUAAGAAUUUUUUUUAAGAAAUGGAACAGUCCAUCCAGGGUAGUAGUAGAGUAGAUUUAGUAAUCUGUCAGUGUUUAAUUAAUCAAAUGCACUGAAAUGUAAUUUUUAGUGCUUCCAAAUUUUGUGUUUUUAUUAUUUAAUUAUUUUUGUGAUUAUCCCCGAAUCAUGGUGUGGUGGGGGUUUUUUCCCCCCACCUUCCACUUGCUUUUGACUAGAACAUUCUGCAGAACCCGGAGUAGUAGUCAUAUAAAAUAGGGGUUAUGAUUUAAAGAUUGUUUGUUUUCUAGGUUUUCCUAGCGUUUUAUAUAAAAAGCAGAUUUUCAUCUACACUGUUUAAAAAAAAAAAAAAAAAAAGUCUUUUUUUGGUCCACUUUUACCUGUUGCUUUCCCCUGUCUUAAGCCAAGUCAACAGUCAAUAUUAAGUUGACCCAACUAUGUGUCUCAGGGGUGUGACAAUUCCACACCCUUUGAGCAACACAGUUAAGAUGACCUAACCUCCAGUGUAGACAGGGCUAAGUCAGAGGAAGAAUUCUUCCAUCAAUUUAGCUACCGCCUCUCACUGAUAGGAGAACCCCUCCCAUCAGUGUAGGAAGUGUCUACAAUGCAGUUGUGCCACUAGGAGUUUAAAUGCAGACGUAUAAAGGGAAGGUAAAAAAGGCAUCUUAUAAUUUUGGAAUAAACAGACCCGUCUUCUGUGGCCAGAAAACUGCCAUUGAUACCAGUUUGUGAAACACAUAAGCAAAAUGUUUUUUCAGCUCCAUGUUGCUUCCUGUUAAAAGAACAGUUACGGUAUUUAUAUAAUACAUAUUCCAUAUUUCAGUGGAAAUUGUGAGAUAUUGGUGGAAAACAUGGUGGGUCUUCCUGUAACUGCAUAUUCUGCAAACAUUUAUUACUCUGAGCAGCUGAUCUGUGGUUAAUACACUGGCCUUUCAUCCCUGAAAACCUAGAUUCAGAACAAUUUGUUAGGUGUCACUGUGUGUGAAAAUAAGAUUGGUGGUUUUGUUCUAUUCCAUAGUGGAUAUCAUCUCAGAAAUGGCCUGUCUCCUCUGUUCCCCUGCCUCCACCCAACGUUUUGUAAUGUUGGCAGCAUUUUUUCAAAAUUGGCCUUGGACUGGAGUAGUGGAGAGUUGUAGGUCAAAGCUGAGAUUCAUUGAAAGCGUUAAAAGAAAAGGAGGACUUAUUGAAAGCGUUGUUGUCGUGGGAAAAGCUGAGCAGCACGCUUUUCUGGUGGCACACAUGAAUGCCAAGAAGCACCAAACGUUCAUGGAAAAAUGCAAAGAAUUACCUCCCCCCACUCCUCCAAAACAAAAGUAACUGUAUUAAUAACCAUAAGUACUGCUGAACCUAAUUUAUCCAAUACUGGAUCAUGUUCUAAAUAGCUGCUUAUUUCAUUGAAAAUUCCCUGUGUUAUGAACAAAAUCCUGAUAAUAUCUAGAUAAUGAAAGUUGUAGUGUGUUAGGGAACACAAAUAUUUAACAGUGCCCUAUACAAAACAUCCCACAAGGUAUAGAGAUUUAUAGAGGGAAUAAAAAAUACAUUUUUAUGUUGUCUGGGCAAAGCUUAAUAUAUGCUUGAGCUGUUUGAAGGAGAUAUGUAUUUUAAAACUUUCACAUGAGUCUAAUAUUAUUUUAAAUUUCAUUAUCCCUAGCCUGACUUCAGCUAUGCAGUAAAUUACAAAAAAAAAAAGGUUUUUUUGUUUCUUUCAUAGUUAGCAUUUAUAAUAAGUGGCCUGCUGACAAAUAAAAUGUCAUAGAAAUUAACAAGGUAAACUAUAUUUUAGAUUAUUGCCAUUGGAGUUGAAUCUUUUUAUAUGAAUCAGCCUGACAUAAAUAUUAGAAAAAGAUGGCAUUUUGUUCCAUCCAUGAAACAUGUCUCUUAAAGUCUUAAGUGAUUAUUUUUCUUGAAAUUACAUGUAUAUAGCUGUGAAAUAUAGAAUAAUAGAUGGUCCCUAGAAUAAAUACAACGAUGUAGUUUACUUGGGGAGCACUGCGUACUUCAUACACAGUAGGAGGCAGCUUGAAUGUGAGUGAAGUAGAUGUGAUUGGAAAACUUCUAUCAUAACAAAAUUCUGAUGAAAAAUGGGGGAACAUCAGACUUCGCUGUCUUCUAACCAACCCUAGCAAGAAGUGAGACAGAAUCCCCUAGGAGGUGCUUACCUUGUAUUUAUUCUAUGGUAGUUUAUUGUUAUUUAUAAUAUAUACUUUUUAAACUUGUUUUCUAAAGCUUAUGUGACAUUUAAGUUAAAAUGUUAACUGUUUUAACAGUUAACAAUUUAGCUUUCCUUUUAGAUGAGGUUAAUGAAAGAGAAUUAAAACUCUCAGACGUCAGUAAAUUACAAUAUAGCAUAAUAUAAUUUUAGAACAUGUUGAUAGAAAAAUCUCACCCAUGGCAGAAUUUGCAAUGAUCAGUAAGACCCUAGAAAAGAGGUGAGGGCACUCUUCUGGCACACAGUUCCUGCUAAACUGGUUACUUAAUACUGUUUGGUUAGCCACUGGUGGAUGGGGCAAAACUAUUGUCUACUUUAGCUUCCCAAAUACCAAUGUGAUUCUUGCCUAGCAACGAAAAUUUUAAAGCCUGGUUUGCCCCUAUCCAUAUUGGCAAGCUGAAGCCAAUUGGAAAGGGUUUAGCUGAACCUAAAAGGCCUGAUAGCCCUCUCUGUUAGCUCUCACCCAGGAGUUACAGGGGAGGAGAUCACUAAAAUUCUUCUUAUGGGUUUCUCUUCCUAAUUGUUCCAUCAAUCAGCAUGCAGGGGCAGGGUUUGCUUCACCAGCAAUGGAUUCUGAAGGAUCAGUGAUAGACUAAGAUCAUCCAUAUAGAGGCCUUGUGUUUCUGUGUUUCUGCACUUUCUCACAGCUCUAUCCUUAGUAAUCCUCAGCCCCAUGACUAGUAGACCCUUUCUUCCAGGACGUACGCAGUUGGUGGCUUUCUCCACUACCACUCCUCAAAUAGGGGGUUCCCAGUUGUGGGAGUGGGGGACAAAAGUGGGAGAGGAAGUGGUUGGGGUUGCAACUUGACCCUAUUCUUCAGACCUGCAUGGAAGGAGCUUAAAUUAUCAUACUAUGGAUGAGAAUAGUAGUCUAGGAGGGGGGUGCAGGUUUGGUGAAUACUGCUGUGGGACCUGACUAACAAACUCCAGGUUUGCAGCACCAUGGAGGAAGAGGGGCUUGCACUGCAGCUACAUAGGAGUUUAGAAUAUUCCUGAUAGCUGGGGUGGAGAGAGCCGAGAAUUGCACUAAAUCUCAAUGGGAAAUGAGGUAUGGAGGACUGAGGGCAGAAUUGCUGUUUCUGGUUUCUCUUCUGCCUCAGUUUUAGAAGCAUAAACUGCUAAGGUGCAUGUGACCAUGGAAAGAAUAAAGGUUAGGGAGGCUUCCACUGAUAUGACUAAACCGUCAUUUCAGAUGAAGCAGUUUAUGAAUAUCAGAAGAUUGAAAUGGAAUUCAGCCAUAUUUUUCACUUGUUUUAGCCAUCUACUGUUUAUAACACUUUAAAAUGUUUAAUUUACAAUUAAAAAGAAAAAUAUGAAUGAUUUAAAAUUUCCCUGCUAAAUGUUGUCAGUAAAAGAGUAUUACAGCUCUCAUUGACGUCUGUGAAAUAUUACCAGUUUGUUCUCUGCAGCAUUUUACAGAGGAGUAAACUGGUAAGUAUAUAUUAUAUAUAUUUAUAUAUGUAAAUAAAUUGACUUGUUAAACAUAUAAUAUGUUGAAAUUGGUUUUUAAAAGGUGAUGUAAAUAGUGGUUUCCUUAAUGAAAAAUACAUAUUUUGUAUUCUAAUGGAAAGGAAAAAACCUUCUAAUCUUGUUUUUGGUUAUGUAUAUUCCAUGUAUAAGUGUAAAUAUGAUCACAUAGAUUUAAAAACUUUUGCAUGUAAGUAUACAGUUGCAAGUCUGGAAGAAUGUAUAGAAAAUACCUUUUAUUUAAAGUUGUGAUUACCUUCUGCAUGAAAAGUGCAUGGGGGACCCUGUGCAUUGGCAAAAAUGUCUUAAAGUCAGGUCAGUUCAUCAAAACACACAACAGUAUUCCAUUUCUGGACAUGACUUCUGUUGUGGUAUUUUAGCUUUGUGAAAGAAUGUGCUUCAAAUCAAAAGGGUCUUGAAAAAAACCUCAAAACUACUUUUAAAGCAUAAAGAACUCACACAAUUCUAAUCGGUCAUAUACGUUUUGAACUCCAUUUUAAAUAAUUGAAAUAUUGUAACAGGAGUAUUUCACCAUUUUAAAACAAUGGAAUGACAGUUCUCAUUGCCAUACAUAAGAAUUCUGGGGUUUACUGCAACCAAGUUUGUUGUGAUGUGUUUUCAGUAAUAUAACUGGUCUCAUUUUUUAUUAGAAAUUAAUUUCUUCAUGUGAUGUCACAAACCUGUACAUACUGCAGAGUGAAGUUUUUUUAAAAUCUUUCAGUGUUUACUUCCUGCAGAAAAUUUGAAUAAAUGAGAAAAAUGCA
Molecule: messenger RNA, 9404 nt
Organism: Chelonia mydas (Green sea turtle)
Lineage: Eukaryota; Metazoa; Chordata; Testudines; Cheloniidae
Gene: NRIP1
Product: nuclear receptor interacting protein 1
Exons: 5
Coding region: 996-4496 (1166 amino acids)
Biological process (GO): regulation of transcription by RNA polymerase II
Cellular component (GO): nucleus
Molecular function (GO): transcription coregulator activity; signaling receptor binding
Source: RefSeq, a predicted model, not a curated record